AUGAUUGAAAGAUACAAGGAAAGGUUUCAUCGCCUGGAAUCGGCGUUGAAAGAAGCUCGUUUAACGGAAAAAAUGACAUCUCUAGAGAAUUUCUAUUCUGACAAUCAGAAAUAUUUCGGUGAGUCCCCAGCAGUCGAGAGUUUUCGGUCGCUGCCAAUGCAUGCUGACAUAAACGACCAUCCUCCUAAAAUAGUUCAUGGUGUAUUUUCAGAUGUUUUGCCCAAGUUGGGCCAUGUCAAUCGGCGCACUCCAUCUCCGUCCCAGGGUUUGGUGACCUUGGGCGAAAUUGUUUAUUUUGAUGGUGAUUCUGGUCGAUACUGGCUGUUCACCAGAAGCUUUCAAGGUGCAGUAGCGAUAAGAGUAACCGAUGAUGAAAGCCGUUUGUCUUAUUUAAUAGAUUACUGCAAAGGAGAAGCAAAGGAGGCUAUAGAAUGCUGUGCAAUUGUUGAUCCAUCAGAGGACUAUGCGGAGGUUUUAAGCAUCCUCAGGCGUCGUUUCGGGGAGCCCCAUAUUACUGCUAGGGCACGCAUAGACGAGCUUGUCGGUGGACCGCAGAUCAGGAACUUGGACCCAGUAGCGUUCAUGAAGCUAGCCGGGGAAAUGAGAAACUGCAGGAAUACGUUACACCAACUGAAUUACGUGCCAGACUUGAAUUCCUCUCGAAGAAUCGCUGCCAUCGUAGGACGAAUGACGCAAGUAUUACAGUUUAAGUGGUCGGAAAAUGCGUCCUGCAUGUUACGCCAGGGUCGUGAACCGACGUUUCCAGAUUUAACAGAAUUCGUGGAUGAAAGGGCCGAUGUUCUGAUGGUCCAUCAGUCCUACUCAGCAGGCCAGACGAGCCGACAGCCACGUUCCCCAUAG
Molecule: messenger RNA, 861 nt
Organism: Echinostoma caproni
Lineage: Eukaryota; Metazoa; Platyhelminthes; Trematoda; Plagiorchiida; Echinostomatidae
Source: the annotation of a GenBank genome assembly